Messenger RNA from Talaromyces proteolyticus, 448 nucleotides. RefSeq lists its product as uncharacterized. Lineage: Eukaryota; Fungi; Ascomycota; Eurotiomycetes; Eurotiales; Trichocomaceae. The record is from RefSeq and is a predicted model, not a curated record. The transcript has a single exon. The coding region runs from base 127 to 339 and encodes 70 amino acids.
CUCUAAUUACAUCAAUUGAUAAUUGAUAUCCUUGCCGUUCAUUGUGGUUACGGUUGGGUCUGGGUAGGGUAGCAGCAUGCAGCACCCUGUCCAAGUUGCACCGACGUUUCUUGUCAGCCUUACGGGAUGGACCUGUGUAACCUGCUGUUAUUGAUAUCUGGAAUACUGCCUGUGAAUGCGUUGGCAGCUGUGUACUGUGUUCUACGACAUUUGAUCGACUCCGUUCUUGACUACGGGGAGAUACCCAGGUUUGAAAUGAAAGCUGUGUUCUUGCUUUCAGGAUGUAUAUUCCUUGGAGUGUCUUGUUCAGUCUUCAAAUUCGUGAGAGAUGGGGGUUGACGACAUUAGCAGCCGUAAACCCAUUAAAAUAAUAAAUUUUUCAUGGGCCAAAUAGCCUACCUUUUUUUCACAUGGAAAAUAAUCUGGCCCAUCGAACCCAUAGGCGUAG